AUGUCGCGUCUGCCUGCCUGCGAGGCCUGCCGCAAGGCGAAGCUGGCCUGCGACCAUAAGCAGCCGGUCUGCACACGCUGUGUAAAUUCCAAAGGUAUCUGCAUCUAUCGAACGACGCCAUUCAAAAGAAAACGAACCGAGCAGAGUCACCAUUCCCCAGAGCCUUCGCCGUCAUUUGGUCCCAGGCGCAACCCAUAUCCAAAUCCCGGGUAUCUGGGGUCGUCCAGCCAUGCGGCUAUCUUCAAGCAUAUCACGCCAGACGGCGAUCAUAGCUUGAGCGGUCACUAUGCAGGCCAUACUACAGGUGCCGAAGUGCCAAAUACCCAAUGGGAUGGCGACAACCACUUGGUGCUACAGGGCGCCGAAGCCCUGCGAAAUCUGUUAAGUACAUACUCACUACCUGCCCUGAAGGACCUCGUCAUCUUCUGGCUGGCACGCGGGGCCAAUCUCGCACUGGCAGAGCCAUUCGUGGCCGCAUGCACCGAGAGUGUGAGCCAGCUCUUUACAACCCAUGACGAGAACUGGCAUCUAGUGUAUGCACGACGUCUACUACAAAAUUCUGCCUGCCCGCUACACAUAGACAGCACGUCCGACAUUCGUGAGUUUGCAGCGCAGUUUCUCGACCACAAUACGCGCUGGGAAACACUAGGCAUAUUCUUUGCAGCUGUCAGUCGAGCCACCAUUGACGUGGGACUCUUCCCGGCACUGUAUACGACCGAGGAAGCGCAGUACGCGCUGCGCAAGAUGUCGACCAAACUCAGCGACUUCGCCCUGGAGAUCUCGCUGUCGCUGGAUUGCCUGAACGACCUGCAGCUGAUUGUGCAGUACGAGAACUUCAUCGUGCAUUCGUACGUCGACGGAGACCAGAGCUACCACUCAUGGCGGAAACUCGGCGAUGUCAUCUCCUCGACGUUUGCUCUUGGGUACCACGAGAACAUCCAAGCUAAACCGGGCAUCCCGUUCUUUUUGAUGGAGCUGCGCAAGACGGCAUUUGCUCGAAUUUACUCGGCUGACAAGAACAUUGCUAUCUUUCUGGGCCGGCCUCCGCGCAUGAACAAGCGUUUCUGCCAUUUUCAGAUCCCCUCGUGUGGACCCCUUUCAGAUUCAGGUACGCAGCCACAUUCCGAGGACUGGGACUCGGAUUCGCGCGUUGGGUAUAGGGCUGAUACACGCUGGUCGGCACUAUGCGCUUCCUUGAAAGAAGAGAUCUGGGAAUUGCUCCAGGACAAGCAUGAUGCCGCAUGCGCGCAAAAAGCCAGUGCAAUCCAAACCAGAGCAGAAGCACAAUGGGAAGCCCUGCCGCCUCAGUUCCGACUGGAAACCCGAUUGAAACACUGCCCGCGAGCGCCAUUCGAGCGCGACUUUCUGGGUAGCGUGCGGCUCAACCAUCUGCACGUCUGCUUUCUGUUGCGUCUACUUCUUCUGAAUACCCCGACAGAGCCCGAUCCCGUUAUUGUUGAGACGGCAGGCCAGAUGCUGGCUCUUGUAGUGGAGAUCAUUCUUCUGAGAGACCAGCUCACGAAUUCGGGAACUGGAUUGAUCUGGAAGGUCGCCUACUUCGGCCUCCCCGCUGCCGGAAUCCUCCUCCUGGCCCUCCUCAACCCGCACCACCCGCCUCUAAAUAGCACGGUCACGGGGCUCCCACGUACAAAGCUCCUCCAAGACCUAAGCGUCUUCGCCGCCGAAGUCCAGAUUGGAACUAUCGUUCGUCCCGGUGACCCCAACUACGCACUCCUCUCCAAAGCCACACAGACCAUCCAGCGGUUCCUAGAUUCAGUGCAUGCCGAGCCUGCGCCGCAGCUGGCGCCCAAUCGUGCCCCUGCUCCUAAUACCGCUAAUUCUACUUCUACUCCUGAUCCUGAUCCUGCCUCUGGUCCAUCGGCAGUGGCGGCUACACAGGGCACAAGCAGUGAGGACUGGGCGGCGCUGCUGAACCAGGAUCUAUGGGAUUUCGAGGCUGGGUUCUGGCAGAGUCUGGCGGAUCAUCCGUCGUUGUUGGGUUUGGGGUGUGGGUCUGGGUCUGGGUAG
Molecule: messenger RNA, 2028 nt
Organism: Penicillium alfredii
Lineage: Eukaryota; Fungi; Ascomycota; Eurotiomycetes; Eurotiales; Aspergillaceae
Exons: 4
Coding region: 1-2028 (675 amino acids)
Biological process (GO): regulation of DNA-templated transcription
Cellular component (GO): nucleus
Molecular function (GO): DNA-binding transcription factor activity, RNA polymerase II-specific; zinc ion binding
Source: RefSeq, a predicted model, not a curated record